Manacus vitellinus (golden-collared manakin) is the source of this 2448-nucleotide messenger RNA. It is a transcript of the gene EXOSC8, whose product is annotated as exosome component 8. The record is from RefSeq and is a predicted model, not a curated record. Gene Ontology annotation, biological process: nuclear polyadenylation-dependent rRNA catabolic process; nuclear mRNA surveillance; U5 snRNA 3'-end processing. Gene Ontology annotation, cellular component: nuclear exosome (RNase complex); cytoplasmic exosome (RNase complex). Lineage: Eukaryota; Metazoa; Chordata; Aves; Passeriformes; Pipridae.
GGCGGCGCUGCCGCCAUGGCGGCCGCCUUCAAAACUGUGGAACCAUUGGAAUAUUACAAAAGAUUUUUGAAAGAGAACUGUCAACCUGAUGGAAGGGAGUUAGGUGAAUUCCGGGCAACCACUGUCAACAUAGGUUCAAUUACAACUGCAGAUGGUUCUGCCCUGGUGAAGUUAGGAAGUACCACGGUGAUUUGUGGAGUGAAAUCAGAACUUGCUGCACCUGCAGCAGAUUCUGCUAAUAAGGGAUAUAUUGUACCAAAUGUAGAACUACCAUCCCUCUGUUCAGAGAGGUUUCGCUCUGGACCACCUGGUGAAGAGGCUCAAGCAGCGAGCCAGUUCAUUGCAGAUAUGAUUGAAAAUUCACAGAUGAUAGUGAAAGAAGAUCUGUGUAUUGCAAAUGGCAAGCUUGCUUGGGUGUUAUACUGUGAUAUAUGUCUGGACUAUGAUGGAAACCUUUUGGAUGCCAGUGUCUUUGCUUUGUUAGCAGCAUUAAAAAAUGUACAACUGCCAUCGGUUAUUAUAAAUGAAGAAACUGGUUUAUCAGAAGUGAAUUUAAAACAGAAGACUCCUUUGAUUAUCAGAAAGCAUCCAGUUGCCACAUCAUUUGCUGUAUUUGAUAACACAGUACUCAUUGUUGAUCCAACUGCUAAAAAAGAAGAUUUAGCAACUGGAACAGUAACCACUGUCACUGAUGAAGAAGGCAGAUUAUGUUCUGUCCAUAAACCAGGUGGAAGUCUUCUUACAGGAGCCAAGCUUCAGGACUGUAUCACCAGAGCAAUUACAAGACACAAAGAAGUAAAGAAGCUGAUAGACAAAGUAAUAAAAAGUAUAAUGCCCAAGUGAACAAAAGGAGAGAGCUUUUCAAAAAUGGAUUUGUAAAAAUUGUAUUUGUUACAGUGUUCACAAACCUUUUAUACUAAAUAAACAAAUACCAAUACUACCUUUACAAAGUUCAUUUUUUCUAAAAUGUUUUUCACCCUAUGUACAGAGCUGUUGAGUGGUAAAAAAUACAAGAUAAAACAUUCUGUUAAAAAAUUGACUUAAGGAAACCAGAUCCUAGCUGCUUUAUAGAUGAAAUUUCUAGGUUCUGUAGGGCUGGCUUCCAAAAUCAGUUCAUUUUUUUUAGUGUAAUGUCAAAAGUUAAUUUUCCCACCAGUAAUAAAAACCACUGAUUUAACUUUAAGCUUUCUCCUUAUUAAUCUGAAAAAAAUCCCCUUUGAACCAAUUUUUUGGGGAGGAGGCAAGUCUCAUGAUUUUGGAGGGGCCGGUGUGCCUCUUUUCCUUUUACUUUUUGAGUGGCUGCCUGAAUGCUGUUGAUGGUGCAGGUGAGCUGCUUGUGCUGCUGCCGUUGCCAUAGCCAUUUGAUGCUGCAAGAAUCGCAACUGCUGCCAUGAAGGAGAAGGAGGAGAAAAAGCUUGUUAGUGUUGACUAUAAAGCUUUCAUGUCAGGAAGAAUGAGAGGAAGGUGGGGGGGGAGAGGGGAAGGUAGAAAAAUGAGGAAGCACCAGGUUGACCAAAGGAAUACACCAUGUACUGGGGCAGUGGGUACAGUCAAGCAGCACCAGUGGCACAGAAACCUGCUGAGGGCACAGCUAUCAUUUUAUAUGUGUAUGUGCCCAGCCUUGUUUCUUUGCCCUUUCUCUCCAUUGCAGUAACUUCAGUAACUCAGCAACUUCUGUGAAUAUUUAGGUCACAUAGUACAUUUUUAACAUAUUACCUUCUCAGUGUAUGCAUCGUAUGUAUUUUCUGUAUAUAUUACAAAGAGGGGACUGUGUGCUGAAAAAAUAUUAAAAUAUUUUCAUAAAGCAUCUGGAUGACAGAAUGGUAAAAGGAAUGCUUUGUAGAGCUGUUGCUUCCACGUGCUGAUUGUAGCAGUGCUGCAUUUGAACUUGCAGGUGCUUACAUUCAUGCCAUUUUAAAAUCUAUUGGCACCUGGCAGAGCUGAUUUAGAUAUGUGCCACAAGCACCCCUUGAAUGUUUUCGUAUCAGGAAGGUGGAUGGCUUAAAUGAAUAAAAAUAAAUUCAGUGCUCCAAGCUGAGAUAACCACAGAUUAUAAAUCUUGCAUAAUGGUUUGCCAAAUUCAUGUUUGUUUGUUUUUUGUAAUUUGUGAGACCAUAGUGACAUUAGUUAAAGAAGUCAAAAGGGCAAGAUUUUUGAUUUUGGAGCCAAGAAUUGUAUUUUUAGUUUUUUGGUUUGUUUGUUUGUUUUUUAAACACAGAGUGAAGUUGCUGGAUUACUUGUAUCUGUUGCUGCUGCUGCUGCAAGGCUUGUUGUUGCUGUUGCAAGCCAGAAGAGAGCUGGAGUCUCUGCUGAGGAAGGCUUUGCCCAGGUCUGUUCAUGGCAGAGCCAAGCUGAGACAACACUGAGAAAGGAGAAUGGGAAAGCAGGCAGGUCAAAGAGGUCGAGUUUGUCAGGGUUGGGGAAGGAAGACAUAGGAAUACAGUGUAA